Molecule: messenger RNA, 4973 nt
Organism: Pristis pectinata (smalltooth sawfish)
Lineage: Eukaryota; Metazoa; Chordata; Chondrichthyes; Rhinopristiformes; Pristidae
Gene: ghdc
Product: GH3 domain containing
Exons: 8
Coding region: 86-1882 (598 amino acids)
Cellular component (GO): cytoplasm
Molecular function (GO): acid-amino acid ligase activity
Source: RefSeq, a predicted model, not a curated record
UUUACAGGACGAGCUCCGCCUGAGUUCCGCUGCUUCAACGUCAGCGCGCCGGGUGCGGACUUCGCUGCGUUGCUGAAGGCGGAAGAUGCUUCUCCUCGCUGCCUUUGUAAUCUCGGCCCUGUGGAUAUUGGUGUUGCUCUGGUAUGAUAUCUACAGAAAGUCACAGGGCCAGAAGAGACCUUUCUUCGGCCUUUUGCACCAUUACCUGUUUCAGAGGUGUGCAAGCCUCCUAAGCCUUUGGCAGAGGCGAGGACUUGAAUUCAGCACUGAAGAUGUUCAACGAGUACAGCAGCGUGUUCUGCUGCACAGGAUCCGCAGGAACAGAAACACUGAGUAUGGGAAAUUGUACCGAUUCUCCGAAGUUACAGACCGUGAUUCGUUCUGCAGCCUUCAUCCCCUAACGCAAUAUGGUCACUACAAAGAUUACAUCUGGAGAAUUGGUAAAGGAGAGGAAAAUGUAUUGAUUUCAGAGAGACCGAGUGUCCUCUGUGUGACGUCAGGAACCUCGGGUUCUACCACUAUUUUACUGUGUGUUAAGGCGGCAACUAAUGACUUCCAUCAGGGCCUUGGUGCAUGCUUUAAUGCAAAGAUUAAUGCCUACCCACAGACCAGAAAUCUACAGAGAACUGCAAAGUUUUUCUACCCUCCCGUUUGGAGAAAAUCAGAAUCAGGUAUUCUAGUUGGCCCCAACUGUGUCUCCCCCAUGCCUUCCAAACACACAUUGAGUUCAUAUUCAACACCAGUGGCCGGAUAUGAAAUAGCAACUGCAGCUGAGGCACAGUAUAUUCAUCUCCUUUUUGCUCUCAAAGAUAGAACCUUGGGAAUCCUGGAGGCGAGCUUUGCUUCCAUAAUUUAUCACGCUUUUACUUUUCUGCAGCAUCAGUGGGAGCAAUUGGUUGAGGACAUUAGAUUGGGACGAAUAAAUCCCGAGCUGACUGUUGCUGAUGACAUUCGCCUGAAGUUAAAUGCUCAGUUAAAGCCUGAUCCUCGAAGAGCCUCGGAACUGGCCGUAGAGUUUGUGAGCGGAUUUAGUGGAAUUGCUCGCAGAGUGUGGCCCCACCUCAACUUGGUUCUUGCUGUGGAUUCUGGUGCAAACGAACUGUAUGGUGAUCACCUGAAACGAUUCUACUGUGAAGGUGUUCCUACUUAUUCUUCUAUUUAUGCAGCCACUGAAGGUCUCAUUGGAGUGAAUCUGUGGCCAGAACAGAGAGAACGACAUUACCUUCUAUGUCCACAAUCAAUGUUUUAUGAAUUUAUUCCUGUCAACCUCUGUGAAGAAGAGCAACCACAAACACUGUUUAUGGAUGAAGUAAAGGAAAAUGAGUUAUAUGAACUGGUUGUCACCAAUGCAUCUGGUUUAUACAGAUACCGGAUAGGGGAUGUUGUAAAGGUGGUGGCUUUUCACAAUCAGAGCCCGGUGGUUGAAUUUAAAUACAGAAAAGGCCAGAUGUUAAAUGUUAGAGGAGAGAAAAUUACAGAGGAGGCCUUCUACCAAACGUUACUGCGUGCUAUGAAGCUGUGGCCUGGAGCAGUGCUCCUCGAUUACUGCUGCGUAGAGAGUGGCCUUUUGGGACCAUUUUGUGGUGGCUCAGAUCCUCAUUAUGAGGUUUUUGUGGAGAUAGAAGGAGUCAGAAACUUGUCAGAGGAUCAGCGUUACAAGUUGGAUCAGUGCCUUCAAGAAGAUUCAGUGGUAUAUCAGUCAUUUCGACGCAAGGGCAGCAUUGGCCCAGUGAGAGUUCACAUUGUAGCAACGGGCAGCUUCAAGGAGCUAACAGAUUUCAUCAUUGCAAAUUUAGGUACUUCGCAUAAUCAGUUCCAAAUGCACCGUGUCCUGAAGAACAAGGAAUUCUUGGACUUCAUUCAAAGAAAAGUAAUUUCAUGAAAUCUUUGGUUUUGUGUCUUUGAGCUUUAAUUUGGCUUCAUUCACUUCUUUGAUAUGUAGGAUUGAUAAAGACCACCACCAGCCCCUUAUGGACGGAAUCCUACCUGGACCUGAUUUUGUUUUUACCUUUUUGUGGGGGGUCAUCAUGAAAUCGGUUUUGGAGCUGGUCAGGCUGUGCAGGCACCAUUGGAGCAUGGAACCAACCCUGCAGAGUUAUUGUCAUUUUGCCAAUAUUUGGAUUCUAAUAUAUAGCUUCAUAUAUAUAUAUAUAUCGGCCUCUGCAGUGAAAAGUGUGGAUUGGACCUACUGGAAUGAACUGAAACUCCUGCCUCUGCAUUCUGUGUGAGUGUCGUUGGUCAGGGAGAUCGGGUAUCUGCUGAGGUAGAACCACUUACAGAAAAAAAUCAUUAUUAUUGUAACUAAUCAUAACUCAUUUAUCUGCAUAAUUAUUGGUUUUAUUUUCUGCUUUAAAGCUAUUUAUAUCGGUAAACUUUUACAUUAAGUGAUUAAAUUUGCAUACAUCGAUGCAUAAUUUGACUUAAUAAUUCCUUCCCUUGCAAACUGCUUGCAAGGGAACAUUGGCAUUGCUUGACAGUAAUGGGCUCAUACUUUGUAUGUCAUGUUUUAGCCUGAUUGUUGCCUGCUGUGAUAUAUCCAACUGAAGUGGGAAUGACCCCCAGCUAUGUAUUUCAAACAUGGUCAUUUUGAGGGUACAGCCACUUUAGUUACAAAUCUCACCAUCUGAUACUGGGCAUUUGUUUAUAUUAUAGGACAGACUGUCAGCUGCUUCAUCAUCUGGUUAUGCCUUGGUAACCUGACACAGCGCCUUCACUUUAAUCCAGUGUGUGUCCUCUUAUGAAUGUGAUAACAUCUGGGCAUCUGUUAAUCUAGUCUGUUUGUGUGUGGCCACAACACAAGUAAAAUCAUGGAUGUUUAUGAUACAAACUGAAUCCUCACAACCUUUCAUGGUGUUAUCAGCUGAUGUAGUACAGUUAAGAUUUAUCACACUUGUUCUGUACCUUUUUAAGUUAUGGUACUCCAAGUGCUUAUCCAUAUACUGUUUGAUAAGGGUUUCUGCUUUUACCAUGCGUUUGGACAGUGAGCUUUAGGUCCCCACUAUCAUCUGAAUUUUAUUUCCUGCCAGCUCCCACCUAAUCCUUCCAGCUAUUAUCAUAAAUCUAAGAGUGUAAUUAGUGAAUGUGACCAGAUUGGCAACAUCAGAUUGUUGCAGUUGCUUCUAAGCCCUUAGAAUUAAUCAGAGGACAGUGGAUUUCUGGCUGUUAAGUCACAAAGGAAUCAUAAUACGAUGGUCCUUUUUAUACAGUAAAUAACAACGCAUGGCUUGAAUUCUUCAAUCUUAUUUUAUUUGUGGUUAAGUUCAAAGGUCUUUUUUUCAGUUUUCAUUACUGUUUUGCCACAAUCAGAUGUCUUCAGUUACUUUAAAGGAAACUCGCAAGGUGCAUCAACUUUUGGCCUCUGUAAAGUGCAACUACAGUAACAUUGGUAAUAGUUGUAAACUAGUUCAUGCUUUACCUUGUGUCUUUGUUUAAAAUCUUCAUUUCUCGUCACAUUGUCACAAACAUGUUUCGUUUUCUGCUCCAUUUUAGUGUUUUUACUCUUUUAACCCUUUUUUUAAACUAAACCACUGAACAACACACCUCGGAUAAAAUUAGAUUGGUGAAAGGUCUGUGUGUAUUUUGAAAUGUAUGUGAGGCGACAUUUAAAAAAAAAUGUUGACAUGUAUUUUUAUCAGUUAAAAAAAAAUUACCAGUGUGGCCUUGUGUGAUUUAUCUCUCUUUUUAUCUGGUUGUUUUUCAGCUGCCAAAUGACUCGUUAUACUGGCAAAAUCUGAUUACAGUAAAGUUAAAUACCAGAUAAAAUUGAUCAAAGUUCAUUUGCUCUACUAAAGUAUGAUUGUCAACUUCAGUCAGAAGUUACCGACUGUGAGGGACUUUCAGUCAUUGGGGAGAGUUUGCCCUGUGUUUCAAAUGAUCAGCUAGCUUUCUUUAUACCUGAAAGGGUUGAUGCCGAUAUUUGUAUGUGACUGAGUGACUCUUAAAAUGGGACUGGCUUGGGUGUGUACAAUGAUCUGUUCUUAUUUUAUUAAAUGACUAGUUAAGUUCAUACAGUGUUAAGUCUCCCAAGUCAAAUGUUAUAAUGAUGAAGGGUUCCACUAUUGUGGGAUUUUUUUGCUUUUGUGUUUGGCUAAAUGAAUGCACAAUAUUGUAACUUUUCUAGUAUCUGUGGUCCUGAUUUAAAAAAAAGACAUUUUAUUUAACAUUCUUCCAAAAUCUAAAAAGUCUCAAAGCACUUGAGUGCAAAUGGUGUACUUUUAAAAACAAGUACUUUUGUAGUGUUAGGGUCAUGGCAGAGCAAGAUCCCACUAACAGCAAUAUAUUAAUGACCAGAAUAGCAAUGGUUUGCUUUUAAUUUAUAGUCAUUGGCCAGGACACCAAUUAACAAAAGAUCAAUGAAUAUCAUCCAACAUUUUAAACCAUAUUUCCAUUGGUGUUUGAAAAUGUUACUGACUGCUGAAUGGUUUGCUCACUGUUCUAUCCAUAAGGUGCUGGGGCAGGGCAGGCUUUCCAAUAAUUAAACUGUUUUGGUGCAGCUGCUGUUGAGUCAUAUAGCAUGGAAACAGGCCAUUCAGCCCAUCGAGUUUGCACCAACCAUCAAACACCCAUUCACACCAAAUCUAGAGCAGUCUCCACCAAUCACCUUCCUGCCUCUGUCACUAUCUCCACCCUUCCCUCCUCCACCUGGCUCUCUCUGCCCAUCAGCCCCUCCUCACUUAGAUCCACUUAGCCCUUGCCAGCUCCUCCCUCACCCCUCCCUCUCAGCUCUUUAUACUGGCUAUCUCCUCUUUACACUCCCUGAUGCAGGGUCUCGACUUGAAACAUCGACCAUCCCUUUGCCUCAAUGGCAGCACAGCAGCAUGGUAGCGUAGCGGUUAGCGUGACGCUAUUGCAGCGCCAGCGAUCAGGGUUCAAUUCCCACCACUGUCUAUAAGGAGUUUGUACGUUCUCUCUGUGUCUGUGUGGGUUUCUGUUGGCUGUUCCGGUUUCCUCCCACAUCCCAAAGAUGUGUGGGU